AAAUUAAUGGAGAAAUUAAGUAGUAAAAUUUUAAGAGCUGAAACUCCAAUUUAGACAAUAUCCAAUAGAUUAUAAGAGUUAUAUAAUGAAAUUGAUAAAAAUAAUAAAAAAAUAACGAGAUUUGAAGAAACAAUUGAUUAAAGCAAUAAAGAGGCUACAUUAGCUGUAAUAGAAUCAAAAUUAGGGAAAUUACAUGAAAAUUAUUAAAUUGAAUUAAAAAGAAGAGAAUGGACUCAAAAAGUAUGAUAUUUUAAAUCAAAUUAUGAGCAUAUUUAAGAAGUAUUGAGAUAGUAGAAAUUAUACAAUUAAAGAUAGAAUGAAUUGUAUGAUAGUAAUUUUGAGAGACCUCGUAAUAAAGAAAUUGAAGAAUAAUAUUAUAAGGAUCCAAAAUAUUUAUUGAGAAAACAAAUUAGAUUGCGUGAUUAUUAGAAAUAUAAAUAUGAAGUAGAGUAUAUUUUGAAAUGA
Paramecium primaurelia is the source of this 465-nucleotide messenger RNA. The record is from the annotation of a GenBank genome assembly. NCBI's taxonomy places the organism in Eukaryota, Ciliophora, Oligohymenophorea, Peniculida, Parameciidae.